Diorhabda sublineata is the source of this 1329-nucleotide messenger RNA. RefSeq names its product ornithine decarboxylase antizyme 1 (gene Oda). Gene Ontology annotation, biological process: positive regulation of protein catabolic process. Lineage: Eukaryota; Metazoa; Arthropoda; Insecta; Coleoptera; Chrysomelidae. Gene Ontology annotation, cellular component: cytoplasm; nucleus. The record is from RefSeq and is a predicted model, not a curated record. Gene Ontology annotation, molecular function: ornithine decarboxylase inhibitor activity.
UCUGUUGUAUUUGGUGGUGGUAAUGAAAGAAUACACGAACAUCAAGAUAUUUCGACAUUUAUAAGCAAGUCUUUGCCUAAGAAGUUUUGUGUUUUUAAUUAUGUUAAUUAGUGCCCUUCAGGCUUUUAGUUUUGAUCAAAGUACUGAAAUAUAUAGUGAAGAAGAUAUGCCAGCUAUAAUGAGCAAUACAACGAAUUCAUUAUUAAGUAGUAAACGUUCCGCCAGUAGCGUGUCCGAGGCCGAUUGCUAUAACAUGUCUCUGGGCGCCGGGCCUCUGUGGUGGUCCGAUGCCCCUGGGGAAGCCAGGGGUUCGUCGCCGCCUCCUUUGCGGCUAACUUUCCGCACCGCCCGCCAACCCUGGGAGGCAGUACUUAAAGGACGCACGCUCUACAUAGCGCUACCUCCGCAAGUACUACCCGAGGGUUCCCGCGAGGCGUUCGUCGGGCUUCUCGAGGCUGCCGAAGAGCAACUCAAAUGCGAGCAUGUAGUCGUGGUUUUUGCCGCCGACAGACCAGACAGGGCCGUAUUAGUCCGGACUUUUAUGUUCUUGGGCUUCGCGGUGUUGGCUCCAACGUCUCCGUUAGUACCGCCAUCUAUGGCUAACGGCAACGUGUGCAUGCUCUACAAUAUCGAAUGAAACAGUUGCUAUAAAUAAGCCUCGGACGUCACCGAGUUUUGUUCACGUUUUCAUUAUUUAAAUUAGAUAUUGUAAUUAGAUUCGAUGAUGUUUUGCAAUUUUAACUAAUUCCUCAUUCAAGGGGAAAAUAUUUAUCAUAAUUUUUUCAAUAAAUAUAUAAAAUUUUCUUUGCACUUCAUCAUCGGAUAAAUUUUUUCUUAAAUUAGUUGUGAGGUAAAUUAGCAGGUUUACGGUAAGCACAGCUCCUAGAAUGAAAUUUCUCUUUAUCGUAAUCAAUUUACAGUUUUUAAUCAAAAAUUUUCAAUUGAAUUUUUAUUUUCUAUGUUCGUAUGUUAUGUUAACUUUCAGGUGCUGUGUUUCUACAUCAAUUUACAUUUAGGUUAAGAUUUGAUUGAAAUUUUUAAAUGCUAUAUCUAUAUGCUUACGUAGUUUUAACUGGAAUGUGAACAAAACUAGACGAAAAAUAAUCAUUUAGUGUGGAAAGUUUAUUACGCCCCUAUAUAUUACGAAAAAAUUUAAAAAAAAUUUGAAAAUGAUUAAAAAAUUUGAAAAAAAAACACGAGUUUGUAUUGUUUUAGGUUAGGUUUCAUUUUAUUCUUGAAUAAUACACUAUCAUCUUUUAGGGUUAGGUAAUAAUUUUAGUUUUUAUUUUCUGUGUAUUUCUUACGUAAUAAAAUAGUUGAUAUUCAGUA